Molecule: messenger RNA, 4617 nt
Organism: Drosophila elegans
Lineage: Eukaryota; Metazoa; Arthropoda; Insecta; Diptera; Drosophilidae
Biological process (GO): proteolysis; DNA integration
Molecular function (GO): aspartic-type endopeptidase activity; nucleic acid binding
Source: RefSeq, a predicted model, not a curated record
AUGGCCUCUCUUGAAUUACAUCUGGCUCCUGUUGCUACCAACUCUGCUCCUGCAUCCGCUUCUACAUCUUGUGCUGUUUCCUUCUCCAACGAUAUGCCUGUUCCGAGAAGUAACCGUCCAAGGAAUAGCGAGGCGACUUCUGAUGUCUCUGGGAUUCCUCUGAGAGGGGUUAUUCAAAAAUCCAUAUUCGUGACGAGACUUAAUCCCGAAGCCACUGCCGAGGAUGUAAGGAUCUUCCUCUGUGAGAAACUGCAUGCCCCGGACAACGCUAUUUCUAGCUAUGACUACUGCAAGCUGUUCGAUCGCCGAGAUUACAAGGACCCUGAAGGAUCUUGUCCAGCUCCUCGCCUUAAAAAUGGAAGCGACGAGCAGAACAAUACCAGUAGCUCAAUUACUGCGGAAAGCUUUGCCAAAAUCAUUCCUGAGUUUGACGUUGAAUCCAUACCGGUCAAGCAUUGGUUUGACAAUUUUGAGCUGAAUGCUGAAGCUUGUGGUCUGAACAUAAAGCAAAUUGCGAAUCGCAUGAAGAAGGUCACCAUUAACGGCGUCGAAGUGGAAUGCCUGGUAGAUACCGGAGCAAAUGUAUCCGUGUUGAGAAAAUUCAUCUUCAACAAAAUUCCUUAUCUUAUCUUGGAGAAAAGUGAAUCGAAGCUGCGUGGUCUGGGAAAGAAGAUCACAUGCCCAAUUGGACGUUUUUUUUCCGAUGUCGCAGUAGACGAAGUGACGACUUCACAAAGCGUCGUUGUCAUAGACGAUGAAGACAUUGAAUAUGAUGCGCUGCUCGGAUAUGAUUUCGUCUCUAAGUUCAGCCUGUCAUUCUCUGCGGAAGGAUACAAGUUUUCUUCUCUGCAAGGGGAGAAAGCUUGUGAGGAACCAAAUCAGAUGAGUAUUUACAAUAUAAUUAAUACAAGUGACGAAAUCGAUGUUCCUUCCCAGUACGCAAAGGAAGUGUCUAUGCUGAUAAAAAACUACAAGGCAGCGGAUUUGGUAGCAGAGGUUCCAGUUAAGCUGCGAAUCGUUCCAGACGGCGAGAUCAUCACAUUUCGUCAGUCCCCGAGUCGAUUCGCCAUUGCCGAAGAAAAUGAUGUCGAGAAGCAGAUCGACGAAUGGUUAAUAACAGAUUGCGUCGCAUUCAAGCAAACCCUACAGAAGGCGGAUGAGCCAAGAGCAGUAAGGCAGUGGAUAAUUUAUCCGCAGGACUUCGGGUUUGCAGUUGAACACCGUCCUCAGAUGAAUGCAUUUCAGAGUUUGAAGGAUGCGCUGACAAAGGAGCCGUAUUGGAGCAAAAAGACAACCGAAGCUGAGUCUCGCCAGCACAGUUACAUCUUAGAAGCAAAGGCCGUAUAUCUAGCGGUAAAGAAAUUCAGACACUAUUUGCUGGGAUCGACGUUUAGGUUAAUAACAGAUUGCGUCGCAUUCAAGCAAACCCUACAGAAGGCGGAUGUGCCAAGAGCAGUAAGGCAGUGGAUAAUUUAUCUGCAGGACUUCGAGUUUGCAGUUGAACACCGUCCAGGCGAACGACUUAAGCACGUUGACUGUCUUAGUCGUUAUCCCAAUCGUGUUAUGCUGGUGUCUUUAGAAAUCACAGCUCGAAUUAAAAAUGCUCAAGGAAAAGACGAAAUGCUGAAGGCAAUAAUGGAAAUUCUCGCCAGCCGUCCUUAUGAGGGAUACAAGAUGAAAGGUGGACUUGUCUAUAAGGAGAUAAACGGCAAUGAUUUACUUGUAGUCCCAAAAGUGAUGGAAAAAUAUGUUAUUGUAGACGCCCACAAUUCAGGUCACUUUGCUCUUCAAAAAACUGUACAUGCUGUUCAACAAUCCUAUUGGAUUCCUCAUCUGGAGCAAAAGACGGUGGACACCGGCGCGACAGCGAGUUUCAUCAGCAAAGAGCUGGCGGACAGGCUGCAGGCGGCAGGAAAGGUUGGACCCACAAAGAGGCAAGUACGGAUGGCGGACGGUAGAUGCGGAGACGUAAAAUCGCAGUUAGAAAUUCAAAUCGGACUUGGCACAAGAAAAGUGUCAAUGGAGCUGCUGAUCCUCCCAGGAUUGAUUGACGAACUGGUGCUAGGAUGGAACUUCCUCACCAAAAUCGGAGCCGAGGUGAAAUGCGCAGGUCACAGAGUGAUGAUACCGGCGAGGGACAGACACCGAGGCUGGCUAGAGGAAAAACUGUCGGUAGCAGUCGUGGAAGCCGCGAAGGAAUUUUCGGAGAAGGAUGUGGACCAGUUUUUAAAGACCGAGUUGGAGAGCCUGGAAAAUCUGCAAGGCACGUCAAACGUGGCAGUACACAGGAUCACCAUGAAAGACGAUCAGCCGGUCAAACAGCGGUACUAUCCGAAGAAUCCAAAAAUGCAGGGCGAGAUCAACGCCAAAGUAGACGAGCUACUUGAAAAGGGAUGCAUCGAACCGUCAAGGAGUCCGUACAGCUCACCAAUAGUCAUGGUGAGAAAGAAGACCGGGAAAUGGAGGCUCUGGGUGGAUUUCAGGCAGAUCAACGCAAAAUCCGUAAAGGAUGCAUAUCCAAUGCCGAUGAUCAACUACAUCCUGGACCAACUCCGAGAAGCUAAAUAUAUUAGCAGCCUCGACUUGAAGGACGGGUACUGGCAAAUACCGUUGGAGGCAGCCAGCAGGCAGUAUACCGCAUUCACAGUGCCAGGGAAAGGCCUGUUUCAAUGGAAAGUUAUGCCUUUCGGUUUACACUCGGCAUCGGCAACAUUCCAGCGGGCGUUGGACCAGGUAAUUGGACCUGAAAUGAUGCCGCAUGCUUUCGCGUAUCAGGAUGAUAUAAUCGUCAUCGGACGGACACUAGAGGAGCACAUGCGGAACCUAAAGGAAGUAUUCAGAAGACUGCGAGCGGCGAACCUGAAAGUAAACGCGGAUAAGUGUAAAUUCUUCAGGAAGGAACUUCAAUACUUAGGGCAUCGCAUUACAGACCAGGGCAUCGGGACGGAUCCAGAAAAGGUAUCAGCGAUAGCACUGCUGAAACCACCGGCAAAUGUCAAAGAACUACGGCAGUACUUGGGAGUGGCGUCGUGGUACAGGCGUUUUGUGCCAGAUUUUGCCACGCUAGUGCAUCCGCUGAACGCCCUUCUCCGAAAGGGUGUCAAAUGGGAAUGGACCGACGACCACCAGCAGGCCUUUGAAGCUGUCAAGGCAAGAUUGGUCGCCGACCCAACUUUGGCAUGCCCGGAUUUUACAAAGCCGUUUGUGCUGCAGACCGAUGCGAGCGAUUAUGGGCUGGGCGCCAUUCUCACUCAAAAUUCCGACCAGGGUGAGCGGGUGAUAUCCUAUUCCAGUCGGACCCUAAACGGGUCGGAAAAAAGUUACUCCGCCACUGAAAAGGAAUGUUUAGCAAUCGUGUGGGCCAUAAGAAAAUUAAAGCCAUACCUGGAGGGAUACCACUUCAAAGUGAUAACAGAUCACAUGGCCUUGAAGUGGUUGAAUAGCAUCGAGAGCCCAACCGGAAGAAUCGCGCGGUGGGCACUGGAGCUCCAGCAAUACGACUUCGAAAUAACAUACAGGAAAGGCCAGCUGAAUAUUGUGGCGGACGCAUUGUCGCGGCAGCCCUUACCCGAAACCUGCCGAAGGGUGAAAACGAAGUCGCCUGGUCAGUCAGCAGAACAAGCCGAAUGUAGCUGGAUAAGGGACAUAAGGGGCAAGAUAGCACAGAACCCCCAAAAAUAUCCGGACUAUUUAGUGGAGGCCGACCGGCUGUACCGGCACAUUCCUCACAGAGCAGGCAACGAGGAUGUGGUCGCAUGGAAGCUAUGCGUACCAAUCGGGUCAAGGCAGCGAGUCAUGGUGGAGAACCACGAUACGCCGACGGCCGGACACAUGGGCAGCCGGAAAACGAUCGCGAGGGUGGCAGCGAGGUAUUAUUGGCCGGGCAUGCACCGCGACAUUAGGAAGCACGUGCGGAACUGUGAGAGCUGCCUCAGGUACAAGCCCAGUCAGCUCCAGGCAGCCGGAAAAAUGCUCACACAGAUCCCAGAGGAGCCAUGGGCCACAGUAUGCGCCGAUUUCGUUGGGCCGCUUCCUCGGUCGAAACACGGAAACUCGAUGCUACUAGUGCUCGUAGAUCGGUUCUCGAAGUGGACGGAAAUAGUACCAAUGCGGAGGGCUACCACGGAGACGCUGGAAAAGGCAAUCCGGGAAAGGAUUGUCUCAAGGUACGGCGUGCCGAAGGUCUUAAUCACCGAUAACGGGGUACAGUUCACGAGCAGGGCGUUCAAGCGGUUCCUGACAGAGUUGGGAGUGCGGCACCAGUUCACAGCCCCGUACACACCACUAGAAAAUCCCACGGAGAGGGCCAAUAGAACCGUAAAAACAAUGAUCGCCCAGUUUGCCGGACGAGACCAGAGAACGUGGGAUGAGAAAUGGCCAGAAUUGCAGCUGGCCGUAAACACUAGUGUAGCCGAGUCCACAGGGUAUUCGCCGGCAUUCGUCACGCAGGGUAGAGAGCCCAGGUUACCGAGCGCGUUGUUUGAUGAAGAAACCACCGGCACAGGAAGGGAAACCCAGACCCCGUCGGAGAAUGCGAAAAAAAUAAACGAAAUCUUCGAGCUGGUCAGACGGAACAUGGAGAAGGCGGCGCAGGAUCAGGCGCGCACUACAAUCUCC